ACACGAAAUGAAGUCAAGAAAAAUGUGGUAAUAAUAAACAGUGAUUUUUGAGGGAUGCCUCAAUCAUAAUAUUCUCGUAACAGGACAUUGAUUAGUGCAACAAAAUGGACUAGCAUUGUAAUUCAUGUUUCACAAUUUUAUGACUGGCUUCAGUGGCUUGCCUCAUUCAAUUUUUGAUGCUAACUUUUCUAUAGUUAAGUUCUCAAUCUCUUGUUCAUCAUUCUCUACUCUAUUUUUAACGUGGAUAUUUUAAAGGAGUUGAAAGUUAAUUUCUAUACAUAUAGUCUGGUUGCCCCCUAGUCAACUGGACAUGAGCAAAAAAUGUGGCUUGAUGUGGAAGCUAUUUCAAUAUCAUAGCUGAAAUGCUCAAGAAAACAUAUAUUGAUGAAAAUGAAGAUGUGUAGUAUUUAUAUAUAGAUGAGUAUGGACUUAGUUAAACCCGACUUGAGCAUUCUUCUGUACCUGCCUAAUUUGAUAGGAUAUGUUCGUCUUGUGUGUGUGGUUGCUGCAUUCUGGCUGCUGACAUUGGGGCAUAAUGGAUGCUUUGUCAUCUUUUAUGCUGUGUCUAUCAUACUAGAUGGAAUUGAUGGCUGGGUCGCUCGUAAACUGCAACAAUGUUCACAAUUUGGGGCCUGGCUGGAUGUUGUGAUUGACAAUACAAGCCGAGCACUCCUGUGGGCCCACAUACACCCAAUGGGCACCUUAGUGUCAGCACUAGAGUGGACUGUGUUUGUGUGUAAUCAUCAGCUGGGGGAAAAUUGGCGCACUCACCUGUCAUCUGAUGUCUAUGGUAGUCUCUCAUCAAUCAGCCUUGGUGAGUCAACAUUUUCAGUACACUCUAACCUCAUUGGCACAAAAAGAAGUGGCAAGAAAAGCCCUGUUGGGUCAACUGCUAAUUCUGUGCUUAGGAAGCAAGCUGACAUCUGCCAACCUCCUCAAUUGGUUCAAUGGAUUUUGAAAAAUGACUUCAGGUCGCCAGGAGGCGUGUGGGCAGUGGCGGGGCUACACGUCCUCCCUCUAUGGCUGGCUGGGCUGAAAUACAAGGUGUUCCAGACAAGCCUGUACUUCCUCCCAGACUUAGUGCCUUUUUGGGGUUUGUGCGUGCUGGUACUGGGACGCCUGCUGUGUGCCUAUGCUGAGCUGUGGUGUCUGUGGCAUCACAUCGUCCUCUUGACCACGCAUGCUGUUCACCCACGCUGAGCUGUGGUGUCUGUGGCAUCACAUCAUCCUCUUGAACAAGCAUACCACCUCCAAACACCAACACACUCCUCACCUCCAAACCCCAACACACUCCUCACCCCCAAACAAACAUGAUUCUCAUUCAUGCCAUUCUUAUUUGAUCUCAAAGCAGUUUACAAUGACCUCUCGUAUAGCCAGUGUAACUUCCAUCAUUUCUGUAUGUGUUGCAUUUUUGUCAUUGGCUAAGGUAGAGGAAUAGUUAGUUAAUUAGUAUGUAAAAGAUUACUCAUCACAUACACCAUAGCAAAUAUUAGAGUAGAUUAGGUCUUUAGUGGAACAAACCAAAGUAUUCUUCACGUGAAUGCAAUCUCAAGACACUAUAUUUAAGUAGUUCCAGAGUUUUCUCAUAUAUCUCUUAUUAUUAUUUAAAUUAAUAGUGUCAGCGCUCAAAUAUUAAUAUAAACAAACCCAGUAUAUUUAUGAGCCUAGCCAUAAGGUUGUUUAUUUUAUACCCUGCUUGUAAUAUGCAAAUUUUAUUGUUUAACUCAGUUACUUGCAUCACUUGUACCUGACUGGACAUUGCAACCUGUCGUUAAUUAACACACAGUCAAUAAGUGUGACUGUGUUCAUUAUAACGUCAGUAGCGUAGAUAGACAUUGUAUGGGAAUUAGUGAACUUCUAAAAGAAUUAAGCUUGAUUUGUAGCAAUUAAUUAGUAGUUUCCUCGGCAGCUCAUUAGUACGUUCUAGUUGAAGCUUAGUUCUACCUGUUGUCACAUGUUUUGCCAUUUUCCCUGCUGCCAAGAUUAUUCAGAGUUCUCUUUAUAUUCUAAUCUAAAUCAUCCAUAGACUUUUACAUAGACAUAUACUUAGGUAGACUUUGACAUAGACAUAUGUAGACUUUUAUAAAGACAUAGACUUUUGUAAAGACAUAAACUUAAAUAGACUUUUACAUAGACAUAGGCUUACAUAGGCUUUUAUAUAGACAUAGACUUGCGUAGACUUUUACAUAGACAUCAACUUGCAUAAACUUUUAUGUAGACAUAGACUUGCAUAAACUUUUACAUAGACAUUGACUUACAUAGACAUAGUCACAUAGAUGUAGACUUAUGCGGCCUUAAAAUAGACUUGCAUAAACUUUUACAUAGGUAUAGACUUACGUAGACUUUUACAUAUACAUAAACUUACAUUGACAUAGACUUAUGUAGACUCUUACAUAGACUUAGACUUACAUAGAAUUUCGCAUUGAUAUAGACUUACAUAGACUUUUACAUAGACAUAUACUUACAUAGACUUUUACAUAGACAUAGACUUACAUAGACUUUUACCACAUUCAACUCCUGCAAGUGAGCACAUUUUCAACAAAUUUGUUGCCGUGUUGUGCUCAGGCUUUCUCUACUUGCAAUGAACAUCUUUUACUCAGAGAUAUAAUCCAUGGUGUUAACUUUUGAAUAUUCUCUCUAUUACUAAGUUUUUUUUCUUAAUCUCUAGACAGAGAUCUUUAUUUUAUACGGAAAGGUAUUCAUUAAGAUAAUUAUUCUAUUCAAUUGGAAUAACUUCCUAUGCGUGAUGCAACCUGUAGACAAAUGACGAUGCAGAUUCUAUUAAUUUAAAGCCUCUCGUAUGUGUGCAAUGCCUCUUAUUUAAUGUGAAAUAGCCUCAAGUACAUUGUUAUUUACUAUGUUGCAGGGACUGCUGUGAUUCUGGUAACACUGUUCUAUGUAUCAGUAAUUUCUCUCGUGUUUAUCUUAGAUAUUUAUGGGACGAUUGAUUAUUUCUUAAAUUAAAUUCUCUAUUAAUGUUGAACUCACCGCAGGUUGAUCACAAGCAACAAGAUUACCAGUCUCCCAUAUUAAACUCACUACUAAUCUGUACUAUUAGUGCUUUAUUACCGCACCAGUCAUGAAGACAUCACAUCCUGCAACGGUCGUAAAAGGAGACAGUUCGGUGAGACUCAACUUUACCUCUCAGCUAAGGCCCGCAGUCGGUUACUUUUCAGCUGACAAAUGACGUUGAAACAAUGUUUGAUUAACAAGGGUUCAACGAAGCAACGUUCAAUUCAACGUCCAAUUUCCGGUGGGUUAGAGUGGUCUGAGCUGGGGUGCUGGCACGCGUCAUUGAACCCUCCUGUUAGAGAAUUUGUCAUUUAAGGAUUUGUUGUAAAUCCAUAAAAGCGCAAAUAUAGUAUGGAGUUUGUCGUGUAUUAGUGUUCGGGAACGGGAAGGCAUGUAUAAGCUGGAUUGCUGUACGGAAGAAAUUUGUUUAGGCAAUUGGGCAUUGUAAAAUUGCAAGGUAAUUAAUAGGUCAUUGAUACUGAAGCCGAUGUACGGACAAUCUCGUGUUUACUUUCUGCUAUUCAUCAAAAAAUAGCAAAGUAUCGUGUUGCAUUUUCGGUGAUGUUUCUGUACGUUAUCCCGGUGAAAGUCUAGUAGCUAUUUCAAACUACCGUCAGUCAUGUAAAGAUCCGGU
Hyalella azteca is the source of this 3646-nucleotide messenger RNA. RefSeq names its product CDP-diacylglycerol--inositol 3-phosphatidyltransferase. Gene Ontology annotation, biological process: phospholipid biosynthetic process. The transcript is spliced from 7 exons. Gene Ontology annotation, cellular component: membrane. Lineage: Eukaryota; Metazoa; Arthropoda; Malacostraca; Amphipoda; Hyalellidae. Gene Ontology annotation, molecular function: phosphotransferase activity, for other substituted phosphate groups. Bases 418 to 1200 code for a protein of 260 amino acids. The record is from RefSeq and is a predicted model, not a curated record.